Durusdinium trenchii is the source of this 3539-nucleotide messenger RNA. The record is from the annotation of a GenBank genome assembly. Lineage: Eukaryota; Dinophyceae; Suessiales; Symbiodiniaceae.
GCCUUGCAGUUCGCGCAGACUACGGGUAUCGAGUGCACACGAGCAUGAUCACAUUUGCUUGGGCCGCUCGAAGUGUGGACUACAAAAUCAAAAAGCUGCCUUUCAAAUCCGAGUGCCGUUCGGCGCACGCCGCUUUGACUCAUCUCCUUCAAUCUGAUGACAGCGAGUAUGCCGUCUUCUACGAGAAGCACCAGGAAUUCUUGCGGCGGCAUGGUAAGGAUGCGGAAGAAAAGUUGCGAAAGAGGCCGUUGCGCUUCAUAGAGCAAGAAGGUCUGGAGUGCGCGCUAUGGCCGCAUCUCUAUUGGCGCCGCAACCUCUGUGAGACCGUGGCCAGGGCAGAGCACGAAAUUCGACAGGCUCGAAAACGCAAGGCCAAGCGCCAGAGCGUGGAGUUCGACACCGAAGACGAAGCCAGCGGCUCGGAGCCCAAUCCAGAGAGCCAGCAGGGGCCAGACAUCCAGCACAGCAAGCUUGGCAGGGUCAAGCGGGGCUUCAUUCGGAAGGUCUUGUCGCCCUUGAUCGGUUAUGGCACAGACUAUGAGCUCCUGCACUUCGUCUACGACCUGAGCAUGUGGACUACGGUGGGCACAAAGAAAAACAUUGCUCGGCAAACCGAUGUUCCGCUGCGUGUGCGCCAAUGCGGCAACGCUGCGUUGUUUCGCACUCGGGCACCCUAUGAGCUGACCUUUCCGUACCACGAGUGGGUCAUGCACGAGCAACGACAAGCGGGCCGUGCUCGAAUGCACCUGGCUGGGGCAGAGACCCUCCAUCAAGCCCAUGUCUUGCUGGAGUUGGACAAGGCUUUCAUGUCAGGCGCCCGGGGGAAGACGGGGCGAGCCGACAGAAUCUGGACGGAUCACCUGCUCGGUUCAAUGCCGCCAAAGAAUGUGGAGACCGUGCUGGGUCGCGUGACGCGACUAGAGUUUCAAGAUGGCAAAAGAAAGCAAGCCACGAAGUCCUAUCAUGGAAGAGGAACCACGCACAGUCAUUCCUUAGAUUUCCUGCAAAACAUCAAGGACAUUGGUUUGGAGCGCAAGAUAUCGGCACACUUGCCGAACAAGAAGCGGCAGCCGCUCUUGCACGGCAUCGUCAUGGACGGGCAAAGGGAUCGCACUAGCUCCAAGUUGCCGGUUCGAUCGAAGCCAUCGAAGUGGGACGACAAAACUGGCAAGGUGCUCCUCAAACACACCCAAGAAGAUCACGACUUGCACCUACGAGCCUACUUUCCCACGACGAUGGAAGUCACCAAGUGCCACGAAGAUGUUCAACAGCCGGACGGCAAUGGCGCUGUGCUCCGCUAUGUUGCCACCUACUCCCUCAAGUUCAGCGACUCCAUGGACAAGGAAUGGCUCAACGAGCAGGCCUCGGACUACAGCGUGGCAAGGCGCAUUCUCUUCAGCUAUCACCCGCUGGAGCCUGAAAUGUGGCUGACCCUCGCGCAGGAGAGGUUUCCUCAGGUGGACUACAAGGGCACUCUCGUGAAUCUGUUUGCGCCCUUGCCAGACGCGGAGGAGGCUAAGAAGCCCAAGCUGCUCAAGAACUACGAAGACUCUGGUUGGCGUCGGGACGACAUGCCUCUCAUCGAGUUCCUCCGAAAAAGCAAUGAAUCCGGCCAGAUCGUUCGCCACAUCAAAGACAAGCAUUUCCAGCACGCAGCCAAAAUGGUGGAGGAAGCCAUGCUCGAGCACGAGGUGCCCCCAGAAGAAGCUGCCAAGCGAAGCAUCGAGCUCGUCAAGACCUACAAGCGGCAAUGGCAGGAGGUGAGUACAUUGCCGGAGUUCUUGGAAGCGGAGUGGGAUGUCUGGGUGGAGGACCUGGAUGCGUUUGCAAACAGGUACAAGAGCCAAGCCGAAAAGCUGGUUGCGGCCAGCAUGUAUAGCAUGCUCAAUGACCGCUACUACGGGCAAUGGCUGGUGUUGCACAAGCCUUUCCUCAACAUGAAAGAUCUGGUCGACGACUUUGCCGAUCACAUGGAUCGUGUGCCGGCUCACUACCGCUACUUUACCAUGGCCUUGAAGGCUGAUCCCGCGUAUUGGGAGAACGACGACAAGAUCCGCAGCCAGAUGGAGCUCGAAGCUUACAAUCGAGCGAUGAUUGACACCAUCUUGCACAAGAUCAGGGCCCAAAGAAGCUUGGUUGGUCGAUACCUGAGUGGGGAGCUCGAUGCAACCGAAGAGAUCCAAUCCGGUGAGGAUAGCGAUGAGGAUGAUGGGGGGCAGAAGAAACGGCAACAGACCAGAAAAGCCUUGACCAAUUCACAAAAGAUAUUUCGUGGCUCCAUCAAACCCAUCAUGGACCGCGCGCUGCAAGCAUUUCAAGCAAAGGAUGAUGAAGAACAAGAAGAGCUCAUGGCAGAAGCGCUGGAGCACAACAAGAUGCUGUUUGCGAGCGGGGGCCCAGGCAGUGGCAAGACCUUCAUCUUGCAUGAUCAAAUCGAACGCUGGCAAGCAAAAGGUGCCCGCAUCUUGUUUGUCUUACCCACCGGGCAGCUUGCGGCGAACAUGCGGGCCCGACAUCCCCACGUUGAUGUGGACACCUACCAUGGCGGACUGCUAUUCCACAAGGAGCUCUCGGAAGCCUUAGGGAUCAUGACGCAGUACGACCUCAUCGUCCUGGACGAGGUCUCUAUGUUGACGGCCGAGCAGUUCGACCGGGUCCUCGCUAUGUGGAAUGCUGCAGACAAGCUUCCGUGCUUGCUAUUAGCUGGUGAUUUCUGGCAGCUGCCAGUGGUGAGCAAAACAGAAAAGCGCUGCGAUGAGAGUGGCCUGUGGAAGCCCAACGUCAAGGUCAUCAACUUCACAGAGCAGGUGCGAUGCAAGGACCCCGUUUUGCAGAAGUAUUUGACCAUGCUUCGGACGGCCGCUCCGACCAAGAGGCAGCUGAGACAGAUUUUGCGCGGUCACCGGGCUUGGACGACCACUGACCCAGAGGCGUGGGAUCUUCAAUGUUUGCUUCGGCGCAAGCCAGAUACCACCAUCGUGACCUGCACACGAAGAGCCAGCGCGCUGAUCAAUGAACUCGCUGUGGAAGUUCUCUUUAAAGGUCGACACAAGAAGUCCUUGGGAGAGAUUGAGAUGGAUUGGGAUAUGAAUGAGGCCAACUACCUCGCUGACGGCACUCUGCGGCCUGGCCCGCCGCAACCUUCCCACAAUCAGAUCUUCAGGGGAAUGCGCAUCUUUCUGACACGCAACCUGGACAAAGAAAACGGGUUCGUGAAUGGAAUGGCUGCCAUCGUGGAGGGAUAUGACCCUAGGAGCAAAUGCCUCCGUGUGGUCACCACAAUGGGGAAGCCGCUGGCCGUGCACCUCUACACAGAAGAGGUUCCAGGCCACGGAAACGCCACUUCCUUUCCUGUACGCCUUGGAUAUGCGACCACAAUUCCAAAGAUCCAAGGCGCGACUUUGCCGCACAUUACCAUCUGGCUAGACCGUCCCGGUUGCCGCGCGGCAGCGUACGUGGCAAUGUCUCGGGUGGAGAAAGCUGACGACUACAUGAUUGCUGGCAAGGUUGGGCCCGCCCAUUUCGUUCCAGCACAGUGA